Messenger RNA from Pseudogymnoascus verrucosus, 1500 nucleotides. RefSeq lists its product as uncharacterized. Lineage: Eukaryota; Fungi; Ascomycota; Leotiomycetes; Thelebolales; Thelebolaceae. The transcript has 3 exons. The record is from RefSeq and is a predicted model, not a curated record. Gene Ontology annotation, cellular component: extracellular region. Bases 188 to 1375 code for a protein of 395 amino acids. Gene Ontology annotation, biological process: chitin catabolic process; carbohydrate metabolic process. Gene Ontology annotation, molecular function: chitinase activity; chitin binding.
GGGCACCGCCACGUCAACAAACCAUAAACACCUUCACAUCACCACAUACAAGCUGGCUUCCUCAAUUAGAACAGUUUUUUUUAUAUCUGCCAUAUUUACCCUUUUUGCUGGCACCUUGUUAUCGAUUUUUGGGAACUAUUUUCCAGAGCCUUUCAUAAGAGGUGAAUACUCAUCUACACCAAUCAAGAUGAGCGGCAACUACAGAUCCAUUGCAUACUUUGCAAACUGGGCUAUUUAUGGCAGAAAUCACAAUCCCCAGGACCUUCCAGCAGACAAGCUCACACACGUAUUGUACGCCUUCGCCAAUGUUCGGCCGGAGAGCGGGGAAGUCUUUUUGACCGACCCAUGGUCUGAUACAGACAAACACUAUGAGAAGGACUCCUGGAACGAUGUUGGGACUAACAUUUACGGCUGUUUCAAGCAACUCAACCUUCUCAAGAGGAAGAAUCGCCAUCUUAAGAUUCUCCUCUCCAUCGGCGGCUGGACCUAUUCUUCCAACUUUGCUGCACCUGCAUCUACUCCUGAGGGGCGCCAGAAGUUUGCCACUAGCUGCGUGGAUAUUCUCAAAACCGUCGGCCUCGACGGGAUAGAUAUUGAUUGGGAGUACCCUAAGUCCCCCGAGGAAGGACAACACUACGUGCUCCUACUUGAAGCUGUCCGUUCUGCCCUUGACGCUUAUGGCGCUUCCCUCUCCACGCCAUUCCACUUCGAACUCACUGUCGCCAGUCCCGCUGGAGAGCAGAACCUCAAUAACAUGGAUCUCCCGGGCAUGGAUCGCUAUCUGGAUUUCUGGAACUUGAUGGCUUAUGACUUCGCUGGCUCGUGGGAUACGAAUGCAGGCCACCAGGCCAAUGUAUUCCCAUCCCAGAGCAACCCCGCCAGUACCCCGUUCAGUUCUCAAAAAGCCAUAGACUACUACACUUCCCAUGGAGUGAGGUCGGACAAGAUCGUCUUGGGCAUGCCGCUUUAUGGCCGCGCUUUUGAAAAUACCGAUGGACUCGGAAAGCCGUAUAGUGGCGUCGGGCAGGGGACUUGGGAGAAUGGGGUGCAUGAUUUCAAGAAGCUGCCGCUGGAGGGUGCGGUCGAGAAGUUGGAUGAGGAGACCGAGGGCAGCUAUUGCUACCAUGAAGAGAAGAGGAUUUUGGUUACCUAUGAUACGGUGGAGGCGGCAAGGAGGAAGACGGCUUGGAUAAAGAAGGUGGGGUUGGGCGGUGCGAUGUGGUGGGAGAGCAGCGGGGAUGGUGAGGGCGACAAGAGCAUUAUCAAGGCCGUUGCGGGGGACCUUGGGACGUUGGAUCAGAAGGAGAACUGCUUGGAAUUCCCAGAGACGAAGUACGAGAACUUGAAAAACGGAUUCCCAGGCGAGGAGGUUUGAAAGGGUCAGGAUAGAGCCCAGUGGCAAAUGGGCCAUAUGAUGAGCGGAUAUUCUGGACAUUACGGGUGAACUAGAUCAAUCGAAGUCACAGAGUAAAAUCAUGAACAAAUUAGGGUUGGUAGCAA